GAGGCGUGAGACCUCCGGCCUUGGCAGAAGGAACGCGGCGGAACCGCUAUCCCGGAGGCGGCGCGCGUGACGCACUUCCGGUCUUUGUAGCUGGUCGCUAGGCGGGCGGCGCUUGGCCAGGACUCGGCGCCCGUCUGCGUCGGGCCGAGAGACUGGCCCUGUCCUCCUGCGGACGCCGGAUUUUGGGAUUUCCAGAAGAAAAAGAUCAAAGAGGAAGCCUCACAGAUAGAUUCUUUUUCUGAAUAGUUAAGCCUACAAUGGCCACAGCCUCGGUCCUUCAAGCUCCAGAGAUGCGGAAAGGACAUGCGGCAGUAAAGGUGGAAGAGGAAGAUGGGGACUGUGCCUCUGGGCAGGGACCUGGCCUCUGGAGAGAUCACCCUCACACCAGAGAGAUCUUUCGAAGACGCUUCAGGCACUUCUGCUACCAGGAGACCCCUGGACCCCGCGAGGCGCUGCGCCGGCUCCGCGAGCUGUGCCGCCAGUGGCUGAGCCCAGAAACACGCACCAAGGAGCAGAUCCUGGAGCUGCUGGUGCUGGAGCAGUUCCUGACCAUCCUGCCCGCCGAGCUCCAGGCCUGGGUGCGGGAGCAGCAGCCGGACAGCGGGGAGCAGGCGGUGACCGUGCUGGAGGAUCUGGAGAGGGAGCUGGACGAGCCGGGAGAGCAGGUGGAAGAGGGGAGACCGGAGCAGGUCCCAGCCUGUGCCUGCGAACGGGAAGCGUUGGUGACAGAGGAGGCAGGCCGGGGAGCAGCCCGGGCCUCGUCAAGCGGCCACCUCCCAACCUUGGAGGAGUUGGGUCAGUGCAGGGCGCGGGAGGCGUGCCUGCUUCGGGAGAUCGGUGAUGAGGCUGGGGCUUGGAGCGUGCAGCCAGCCCCGCAGAGGGAGCUCUCUAAGGAAAAGAAAUGUCUGGUGGAAGCUCCUGAGAAACCGAACGGUGACACCCUUCAGAUGCCUGAGUGUGCAGACACGUGUGAGCAGGAGGGCAGGUGCGAGAGGCCGCGGGCUGGCUCCUCGGCGGAGAGACCCUACAUCUGCGCUGAGUGUGGGAAGAGCUUCACCCAGAACUCCAUCCUGACCGAGCACCAGCGGACGCACACCGGGGAGAAGCCGUACGGGUGUGACGAGUGCGGACGGGCCUUCAGCCAGCGCUCGGGCCUGUUCCAGCACCAGAGGCUCCACACGGGGGAGAAGCGCUACCGCUGCGGCGAGUGCGGCAAGGCCUUCAGCCAGAACGCGGGGCUCUUCCACCACCUGCGGGUCCACACCGGGGAGAGGCCCUUCCAGUGCGGCCAGUGUGCCAAGCGCUUCAGCCGGCGUUCUGUCCUCAUUAAGCAUCAGCGGAUUCACACUGGAGAAAGGCCUUAUGCAUGCGAAGCCUGCGGCAAGAACUUCAUCUAUCACUGCAACCUCGUCCAGCAUCGGAAGGUCCACCCUGGGGCGAGCGCCGCCAGCCCCCUGCAGCAGAGCGUCUGUACCUUCAAAUCAUUGGCUUGACCACAACGAUUCACUCUGAGAAAAUAACGCUUUUAGUUCGGAGUUGAUCUCUGUUAACAGUGAUGCCUUAUGACCAGCCUUAAGCCUCUCCUGCUGUUGUGGUGAUGUUUUGCCCAGGAAUGGAUUCAGUCCAGUCCUUUUGGGCUGCAGAAGAACACAAGGGAUGUCAAAUAGUUAAAGCAUCUAGCCUGCGCAGAAAUGGUGCUUCUGACAGGGGUUCUUCAGACAGAGCUUAAGGCAGUUCUGUUGGGAGGAUUCCCUUGGGCCUCAGGAGUCCAGCCCCAGGCAGACUCUCCACCGCCAGUGGCUUCGGCCCGAGACGCACAGCAAGGAACACAUCCUGGAGCUGCUGGUGCUGGAGCAGUUCCUGACCUUCUUGCCCACGGAGCUCCAGGCCCAGGUGUGAAAGCAGCACCCAGCAAAUAGGGAGGAGGCUGUUACUGGACUGGGGGCUUGUCGAGGAAGCUGGAUCAUCCAGGAGGAAGAUGAUUUGGUCAAAAUGGAGAAUGAGAAGGUGUUUCCAAAGUAGAAGAAAUCUGAAGAAAUAACAUGCCAACAGGAACACACUGUUAGAUUUGAUGGCAAUAUUCCUCAGCACUUUGAUUAUGUAGAAGUCCAAAAAUACCAGAGAACCCUAGAAAUAUUUCUGUGAUGGCAUAAGUGAUGAAUGUGGAAUGAGUUUCACUCAGAGCUCCAUCCUUAUCCAGUAUUUGAUACACACUGAAGAGAAACGCUAUGAAUGUGAGAAGUGUGGAAAACCUUUUAGUCCAAGAGUGCUGGCUUCAUUGAAGAUAAGAGAAUUCACACUGAAUUAGACCCACAAAUACGGAGAAUAUGGGAAAGCGCUCGGUGCAGAUACUGGACUAGUUCAUCAUAGAGAAUCCAUAUUGGAGAGAGACCCUAUAAUAAAAGUGACAAGUGUGCUAAAGCCUUGGACAGUAGUCAGCUCUUAACCAGGACCAGAGACUUCACACCAGGGAGAACUGUUACCAUCUUAACAAGUGUGGGAAAGGUUACAGUGAGAACACAACUUUUUUACUGUAUCAGAGUCUGUGUUGGAGAGAAACUCUUAGUUUAAUUAACGUAGUUAGAAUUUUCCUGAGUAUUUCAUUCCUUAUUAAAGAUCAGAAAACUCAAAGAAUGUGAGAAGUUAAUAAAUAUGGAUGGAAAAGUC
This is a messenger RNA of Hyaena hyaena (striped hyena), 2667 nucleotides long. It is a transcript of the gene ZSCAN23, whose product is annotated as zinc finger and SCAN domain containing 23. Gene Ontology annotation, molecular function: RNA polymerase II cis-regulatory region sequence-specific DNA binding; DNA-binding transcription factor activity, RNA polymerase II-specific. The transcript has 6 exons. NCBI's taxonomy places the organism in Eukaryota, Metazoa, Chordata, Mammalia, Carnivora, Hyaenidae. Gene Ontology annotation, biological process: regulation of transcription by RNA polymerase II. The record is from RefSeq and is a predicted model, not a curated record. The coding region runs from base 258 to 1493 and encodes 411 amino acids.